AUGGAAAAGGACGCGGGACAUUUUUGCUACGACGCUUACCCGACGGUGUCCAAGCAAAAUACGAAUUCGUUGAAACGCGAUGGUAAGGAGAAGAAAGAGGAGAAAUCGUGCUGUUGCUUCGGGAAGAAGGCGAGAAAGAGAAGCAAGGCUUUCCUGGCUGGAUUGGCGACCAAUUUAGGCAUAUGCGUACUGCUGUUCGGCUACACGCUAAUAGGCUCGGUGAUUUUCCUCUCGAUCGAAGGCGGUGCCAGCUAUCAGCACCAGAUACUGGCCACCACGUCCCUUUCAACCGGCAUCAACGGCUCCGCCAGGAAGUCCAAUCACAGCGCCGAGCUCAAGGCGAAGACCGACGAGGCUCGGGCUAAGACCGUCGAAAAUAUCUGGGACAUCACCGUUAGUUUGAACAUUCUCUACAGGGACAACUGGACCAGAUUGGCGGCCCAGGAGAUCACGAGGUUUCAGGACGAGCUCCUGAAGUCGAUGACCGAGGAAAUGGCGCACCAGCAGCCGCUGCAAGUGGCCAAAUUCGGCGGGAAAAACGCCGCGGAUAAUUACGAAUGGAGUUUCGCCAAGGCUUUUCUCUACUCCUUGACCGUCUUGACUACUGUAGGUUAUGGGAGUAUAGCCCCGAGGACGUCGCUGGGCAAGGCGGUGACCAUGGGCUACGCCAUGGUGGGCAUACCGUUGACUCUGCUCUAUCUGUCGAGCGUGGGAUCAAUCCUGAGCAGGGUGGCCCGAGGCGUGUUUUCCCGGGCCUUGUGCUGCUGUCUCUGCUCGAAUUGCGGCUACUGCUGCUACGACGAGAAGCGGAUGGCCGAAAAGGAGAGGAAAAUGAAGCGGAAACGGCAGCAGAUGGAGCUCCAGCAACAAUUAGGACUUCAAGAGCCGUUCUACGUUCGAUCGAACUCGAACUACAGCAACAAUUUGCACUCGCCUUGCAGGGACGGGCCGGUCAAGGAGCUGGAUAGCCUCAGCGGUACAGACAACGAGUCGAAAACGUCCAUGCACGGAUGGUCGAUAUUGGCUCCCAUUUUGUUGUGUCUUUGUAUCAUGUUUAUAUACAUAUGUAUCGGUACUUUUGUGUUGUACAAACUGGAGGACUGGGCGCUGCUCGACGGGUUCUAUUUCUGCUUCAUGAGCCUGACUACCAUAGGAUUCGGAGACAUGGUUCCGGGUUCUGAUCCGUUCCAGAACUACGAAUCCAACACGACCAUUUGGUUCUGUUCGAUAUACAUAAUGUCCGGCAUGGCCUUGACGGCCAUGUGCUUCAACGUCGUACACGACGAAAUUAUCCACAGACUGAAACACCAAGCGAAAGCGAUACCGAAAUUGAACUCGAGCAGCUUCCCGGACGAUUUGAAUUUGAACAUCAGCAGCGACCCGUUCAGCGCGGCUUCAUGA
Messenger RNA from Phyllotreta striolata, 1401 nucleotides. Lineage: Eukaryota; Metazoa; Arthropoda; Insecta; Coleoptera; Chrysomelidae. The record is from the annotation of a GenBank genome assembly.